Molecule: messenger RNA, 2400 nt
Organism: Acaulospora morrowiae
Lineage: Eukaryota; Fungi; Glomeromycota; Glomeromycetes; Diversisporales; Acaulosporaceae
Source: the annotation of a GenBank genome assembly
AUGUCUUCAAAAUCGAAACGAAAAUCAAAAACAAACAAUGGGCCUAGGUUACCCGAAUCUCUUAAAGAAAAAAUAAAUGAACCUUUGGAAGUGGAUGAGAGAACGUUUAAUCAAAAGUUUGAGAACAGAGUGCAAACUCGUAAAGAAAAGAGAAAAAAAGAACGACUGACAAAAAAACGAAAAAAGGCAUCUGGUUUCAAGCUCCAUGCACAAGAAAGACCUUUGGCGAAACGUCAAAAAACGGAUAGCACGGCCAUCACGACCAAUAUUAAUAAGGAAAAAAUUUCAUCUAAACAAAAGAAUUCCUUGAAUGUUAAGCAAGUUCAACGAUUAGAAAAAUUAUCCUCGAGAAAUCCAAAUUUUUUCUCCUUACUUCAAGAGUCCAACCUCGUAAAACAUAGCGAUAUUUCUUCUUCGACAAAAAUUGUUGGAUCAAUACAAGCUGAUGAACGGGAAAUAAAGCAUUUAGAAAAAAAACUAGGGAUCAAAUCAAGUGGCAAAUUAUCAAAAUCUUUUAAAGACGAUGGAUUAGACGACUUAUUGGAAGGCUUGAGAUUUGGAACAAAGACUUCAAAUUUAGAGUCACCAAUGGACACAGAUGUUUCCCAAGAUGAGGAUUAUGAUGAGGAAUCCGAUAAAGAUGAAGGAACUAUAAGCGAUUCGGAAGAGACGAACGUUAGAAAUAAUGAAUCCGACUAUGAGACUGAUGAAUCGAAGGAAGAAAAAGAAUGCAAUUUUGUUGUCGAGAAUUCGGAGGAACGCGCCGAUAACAAAGUCGAGCCAGUUAGGUAUCUUCCACCACAUUUGCGUGAAAAACCUCAAGUAGCAAACGAUCGGGAACUGGAUAGCUCAAAGAAAGAACAACUUUUUAAACUACAGCGUCAACUACAAGGAUUGUUAAAUAGGUUAAGCGAAUCCAACAUCGAAAGUAUAGUUAUAAGCAUAGAAGAAAUUUAUCACAAAAACAGUCGUCAUGAUGUCACUUCCACUAUUACUACUCUCAUAUUGAAUUUAAUUUCCUCGAGGGCAAUGCUUUUGGAUCAACUUGUAAUUUUAUAUGCUACAUUUGUUGCUGCAUUAUACAAGGUUAUAGGGAUAGAUUUUUGCGCUCAUUUUGUUCAAACUUCGGUGGAGGAAUUUGAAAGAUUUCAUCAACAAUAUUACAAAUCUGCGGAAAUUAAUAAUAUCAUUGAGGGAAAUGGCGGAAAAGAGUGCACCAAUUUGACAGUUCUGAUUUCAGAAUUGUAUAACUUUCAAGUCAUAUCAUAUAUAUUGGUUUAUGAUUUGGUACGCUUAUUCAUCUCGGAUCUGAAUGAAUUGAAUGUAGAAUUACUGUUAAAAAUUAUUAAAAACAGCGGGUACCAGCUUAGACAAGAUGAUCCAUCAGCAUUAAAGGAAAUAAUACAACAAGUCCAUAAUGAAACAAGCAAAAAAGAUCCGAGGAGUUUAGGAUCGCGCACGAAAUUCAUGAUAGAGACUAUUGUGAGCCUUAAAAAUAACAGAAUGAAACAGCAAUCAGCUGUUGCAAACACCGAAAGUUUGUUAAGGAUGAAAAAAUUUCUUUCAAACUUAGGGAAGAGGAUUCACGUUCGAGCCACUGAACCGCUAAGAGUAAGUCUAGAUGACAUUCGGUCGGUAGAGACAAAAGGUAAAUGGUGGAUUGUCGGUGCAUCUUGGACCGCUAAUAUGAUUGACCAUCCAUCCACAUCUACUACACCAAAGACGGAAAAGAAUGAAGUCGCUUCGGACGCCUUGUUGAAUCUGGCAAAGCAACAAAAAAUGAACACUGAAGUACGCAGAAGUAUCUUUGUGGUUUUGAUGAGUAGUGAGGAAAAGAUCCAUAAUCCUUAUUACGCCCUCAUUGCUCAACGGCUUUGCAAUUAUGAUCAUAGCUUUAAGAUAACAUUUCAAUAUUGCCUGUGGGACUUUUUAAGAGAAUGUGGUGAAGAUGACAUAGGUGGCAUGGAAUUAGUUAAGAUUGCUCCGAUAAAAAAUAAAGAGCCAGAAAAGGUGGAAUUAAGACGACUUGUCAAUGUGAGCAAACUUUACGCAAUGUUGUUGUCCAGUGGCGAAUUGUCGGUAAUAAUAUUAAAGACUGCAACAUUUACUAAACUGCAUCCUCAAAGUCGAUUAUUUUUCCAACUUCUUUUUUCGAACGUCAUUAUUUUAACUCAAACACAAAACGCGAGAAAACGCAAUCCCCAAGCACUUGCACAGAUAUUUCUCAAGGCUUUGCCUAAUCCUACGUUAUCACAAGGAAUCUUGUUUUUUCUUCAUCAUUUUGUGAAAAAAGGUGAAAUUUUGAAAAAUGAGAAUGAAAAAGAAGUAGUGAAGUGGGGAUGUGAUGUCAUUAAGCAAGCUAUAAAAAAAAAUGUUAGUGUGAAUGAAACGUUAAAUUAG